GGAAGUACUUUUCACACGCCUGAUUUCCUCACUAAUGCUGACAUAGCUCUGUGAAGCUGAAAGUGACCCGUGUAAUGUGCUCGGGGGGUAAUCUCUACUAAAACAGGUAUCUCUCGUCGUUCUGUCUGCGCUCGGAUAGACGGGACACAUCCACCAUGAGCACCAUGUUUGCAGACACGAUUCUGAUCGUGUUCAUCUCUGUGUGUACAGCGCUGUUAGCCGAGGGGAUUACCUGGGUUUUAGUGUACCGGACUGAAAAGUACAAGAGGCUAAAGGCUGAAGUGGAAAAACAAAGCAAAAAACUUGAGAAGAAAAAGGAAACCAUCACAGAAUCUGCAGGACGUCAACAGAAGAAGAAAAUCGAAAGACAAGAAGAGAAACUGAAAAACAACAACAGAGACCUGUCUAUGGUUCGCAUGAAGUCCAUGUUCGCCAUAGGCUUCUGCUUUACAGCUUUGAUGGGAAUGUUCAACUCCAUCUUUGAUGGGAGAGUUGUGGCCAAACUGCCAUUCGUGCCGCUGUCCUACAUCCAGGGACUGUCACACCGCAACCUGCUGGGCGAAGAUUACACCGACUGCUCCUUCAUCUUCCUCUACAUCCUCUGCACCAUGUCCAUCAGACAGAACAUCCAGAAGAUGCUCGGCCUCGCACCCUCCAGAGCUGCAACAAAACAGGCUGGAGGCUUCCUGGGACCUCCUCCUCAGGCAGCCAAGUUUUCCUAGUGAUCAGACAGUGCUGCUCCUACAAUCACAUCAGUGCUGGAGCGAACACAUAUUAUCUGUUGCAGCUACACUACCUUCUGUUGGAUUUUUCAUUCAUAUUUUGUUUAUUUAACUUUGAUUGUCUCACUUAGAAAUUAGAGGAAGAAAAGUUGUUCUUAAUUAGUUGAUUACCAAAGGAUACAAACGUCUACCUUGUAUUCAGCACAGGCCAUACAUUGUUUUGGGAUUUUAAUGAUUAAUUGGCACAGUAACAUCUGAUCCAUUUGUCAGUAUUAUUGUAUCCUCAUUUCUUACAUAUUAAUAAAGUUUUAUGAUUAAACUUUA
Morone saxatilis (striped sea-bass) is the source of this 1046-nucleotide messenger RNA. RefSeq names its product transmembrane and coiled-coil domains 1 (gene tmco1). Gene Ontology annotation, molecular function: calcium channel activity. Gene Ontology annotation, cellular component: endoplasmic reticulum membrane; endoplasmic reticulum; cytoplasm. The record is from RefSeq and is a predicted model, not a curated record. Gene Ontology annotation, biological process: endoplasmic reticulum calcium ion homeostasis. The transcript is spliced from 7 exons. Lineage: Eukaryota; Metazoa; Chordata; Actinopteri; Moronidae. Bases 156 to 722 code for a protein of 188 amino acids.